Messenger RNA from Artibeus jamaicensis (Jamaican fruit-eating bat), 4249 nucleotides. RefSeq names its product methylphosphate capping enzyme (gene MEPCE). The record is from RefSeq and is a predicted model, not a curated record. Gene Ontology annotation, biological process: snRNA modification. The transcript is spliced from 4 exons. Bases 1661 to 3718 code for a protein of 685 amino acids. NCBI's taxonomy places the organism in Eukaryota, Metazoa, Chordata, Mammalia, Chiroptera, Phyllostomidae. Gene Ontology annotation, molecular function: RNA methyltransferase activity; snRNA binding; O-methyltransferase activity.
UCGCUUCUUUUUUUAGGCGGCAGCAGCGGCGCCUGAUCGUUAAGGAACCGUGUCCUUUUCUCACUAACUUUUCUUUGUCCCAAACUGCCUUUUCCUUCUUUUCGUUCCCUGAUUCCUAUUCUUCCUUCUAGUCUCCUUCGCACUUUUAUUUUAAUAUUUUGAGACUCUCCGUAAUGCCAUUCUCUCCUCUGCUGCCCUCUUCUCAACCACAGGACCCGCACCCCAAGCAUCGUUCGCGGGGAGAACGGGCCACCUAGCACCCGAGUAGAAAGGACGUCGAAUAGCUUCCCAUUCGCCAAGGCAGCGGCCCAAGCAGGGCUAACCCUCUUCCCUACCCACACUUUUUUUCUAUAAGGCGGGGCGAUGCCGCAGCGUGCGCACGGGAAGGCGUCAGGAAGGCCUGCAUGUGAGAUGGUGGUGGUUGUAGGGUCUCAGUCCGCGGGUUAGGAGCUCGAGCGCAGGCCCUGGGUGGUGUGCGGUGCGGAGGCGUUGGUGUCAGGGAUUUGGGUGUGGAGGGAGAGGUAAGAGUGUGGUGUCCCCAGGUGAUCACGCUUUGGAGAAUUCUGGACAGAAUAACGGCCAUUUCGGAGAAAGGAAGUUGAACCACAUUGACUGUUUUGGUGCUGUUUUGUUUUUUUCAGUUCAGCAGAGAAUAUUUUCUGGGGGAGGGAGGGACGGUGGUGAGUUAAAAUGGCAUAGUAUUUUACUGAGAAUAGUUUAUUGGAAGACGGUCCACAACGUUCCUUCCCUUACUCUACUUUUAAUGUUCACCACUUCGCCCCUCCGAAAACCUAAGGAGAUGGGCAAAAAGGAACGACCAGAUAAUAAUUCAUGACGACCACCUUGUUCCUUAGCUAGGCCCCCUCCGGGUUGUGCUGACGCAAGUUACGUGUGUACCAAACCUGGGGAAGCACGUAACAGUCCCCGCCCCUAGGACGGAGGGCGGGGCGUCAUCUUCAGCACGUGCUGCUCCUACCCGCGCAAGCCCAAAAGGGUGUGCGCAGGCGCUUCCCGCUAGGGGGAGGAAGGAGGCGGGGUAGAGAGGUUGUUGGGUUUAGAGCCGGGCGGAGACCGCUGAGACUCAUUCCUCAGGAACAAGGGUCGGGUGUCAAGGAGACCUUUUCACACCAGCUCCCCGUCCCCCGCCUACGGUGGGUGGGUUCGCGCGGCAGAGACAAAGGAUUUCAGUAGGCACGAACAUAGCUGCGAAGGGAAGUUGGGUGUCAGUUUGGGGUUGUGGGCUUUUGGGGAGGAUUGAGGGGGGCUAUAUUUAAACUCCUGGAGCCGUUAAGUUGGUUCGUACUCGGAUGCGCGCGCGACCUGGGUGGUGGCAGAGUGCGCAUGCGUAUUUCUGGGGCGAGUGGAACGCGCUCCAGUACUGCGCGCUCGCGGCAAAGCGGUAGUGGUAAAGGAGAAAAGGGUCGGCGCACGCGCGUUUGCUUCCUCGAGUUCUUCGGCUGUCGCGGGCAUCUUGUUUUGGUCUCGCGGGCGAGUGGGGCGCGCUUCGGGGGCGGCGCUUGGGUGCGAGACUAGGGGAGAAAAGCAGAGCUGCGCACGCACUCGGGGAAGGGGGGGGAGUGGAGCGGGAUCUAAGGAGGGGGAUUAAGCCCCCUGAUUCCCCCCUUGUAGCCCUCGACUGGGACAGAGUAAGAGGGGGGAAAUGAUAGAGAUGGCGGCGGAGAAGGAUCUGUUUCUGGUCCCUGCCCCGCCGCCGCCACUAAAAGAGGAGUCAGGCGGAGGGGGCAGCCCCUCAGUGCAACUGCGCCGAGAGGCCGCCUCCGGGGAGCUCCGCGGCGGGACGCAGCGCGGGCCGGGCCCACGCGCACACUCAGCUGGAGUCCCGGCUUCUGGGUCCUGCAAGGAGAGCCCCAGGGCUACAUCCACUCCUCGGGGUGGCCAGUCGCAGCAGCAACCAGGGGGCAGCCCCCAGGCGCAUGGGGAGGCCCGAUUGUCGGAUCUCCAUGGGCGAGCCGCUCCUCCGGACGUGGGGGAGGAGCGACGGGGAGGUGGCGGAACAGAACUGGGCCCCCCUGCCCCGCCUCGACCCCGAAAUGGCUAUCAGCCCCACCGGCCCCCUGGGGGAGGUGGGGGCAAGAGGAGAAAUAGCUGCAAUGUAGGGGGAGGUGGAGGAGGCUUCAAACAUCCGGCCUUCAAGAGGCGCAGGCGGGUUAAUUCGGACUGUGACUCUGUAUUACCCUCCAACUUCCUCCUGGGGGGCAAUAUCUUUGAUCCACUGAACCUGAAUAGUCUUCUGGAUGAGGAAGUGAGCCGCGCACUCAAUGCAGAGACCCCUAAGUCAUCCCCACUUCCGGCCAAGGGGCGAGAUCCAGUGGAGAUUCUCAUCCCCAAAGACAUUACUGACCCGCUCAGUCUCAAUACUUGCACUGAUGAGGCCCAAGUAGUGCUUGCUUCACCACUCAAGACUGGUCGGAAGCGGCAUAGACACCGGGGACAGCACCACCAGCAGCAGCAGGCAACUGGAGGGAACGAUAGCCACUCUGUGCUGCCCACAGCCCCCCUCACUCCCUCACUCCAUGGGGAGGGGACCACACAGCAGCAGCGGCACAGGGGCCAGAACCGGGAUGCCUCCCAGCCCUAUGAACUCAACACAGCCAUCAACUGCAGGGAUGAGGUCGUGUCUCCCCUUCCAUCUGCCCUACAGGGUCCCUCAGGCUCCCAUUCAGCUCCUCCAGCUGCCUCAGUUACCUCUGCACUCCCGUCUUCCUCCUCACGACAUCGAAAACGUCGCAGGACUUCCAGCAAGUCAGAGGCAGGGGCUAGGGGUGGAGGCCAGGGUCCCAAGGAAAAGAGUCGAGGGAGUGGGGGAGGUCGCCACCAUCUACACCAACUACCUGCAGCAGGUUUCAAAAAACAACAACGCAAGUUCCAGUAUGGGAAUUAUACCAAGUACUAUGGGUACCGGAAUCCAUCCUGUGAGGACGGUCGCCUUCGGGUGUUGAAGCCUGAGUGGUUUCGGGAUCGGGACGUCCUAGAUCUGGGGUGCAAUGUGGGCCAUCUGACCCUGAGCAUUGCCUGUAAGUGGGGUCCAUCCCGCAUGGUAGGCCUGGAUAUUGAUCCCCAGCUCAUCCACUCCGCCCGCCAAAAUAUCCGACACUACUUGUCUGAAGAGCUGCGUCUACCACCCCAGACUUCGGAGGGGGACCCAGGGGCAGAAAGUGAGGAAGGGACCACAACCAUCAGAAAGAGGAGCUGCUUCCCAGCCUCACUGACAGCCAGCCGGGGUCCCAUUGCUGCACCCCAAGUGCCCUUGGAUGGAGCAGACACAUCAGUCUUCCCCAACAAUGUUGUCUUCGUCACGGGUAACUAUGUGCUGGAUCGAGAUGAGCUGGUGGAGGCCCAAAGACCCGAGUAUGAUGUGGUGCUUUGCCUCAGCCUCACCAAGUGGGUGCAUCUGAACUGGGGAGAUGAGGGCCUGAAGCGCAUGUUUCGCCGGAUCUACCGGCACCUACGCCCUGGGGGUAUCCUGGUCCUGGAACCCCAACCUUGGUCAUCCUACAGCAAGAGAAAGACUCUCACAGAAACAACCUAUAAGAACUACUAUCGAAUCCAGUUGAAGCCAGAGCAGUUCAAUUCCUACCUGACAUCCCCAGAGGUGGGCUUCUCCAGCUAUGAGCUUGUGGCCACACCCCACAACACCUGCAAAGGCUUCCAGCGUCCUGUGUACCUGUUCCACAAGGCUCAUUCCCCCAGCCACUAAACGGCAUCCUGAAGAGAGUGUGUCAAGAAGCUGCCUGCUGCUCCUAAGGACCUGGGAGAAAGAGAGUAUCCCAGUCUUUCCUUUCUGGCUCCAAAAAGUUUCCUUUCUUGGAUCUGCACAGAAAGCUUAUCCUAUGUUGCUGCCCCAGCCUCUUCCCUAUACUUCUGGUACCUAAGCAGCAAGCCCAGCUGUGCUGGGGUUACCAUCCUCCUCACUCCCAGCCCACUGGGCUGAAUGGCAUGGACUGUUUGCUGACCUCUGUUCUCCUAGGGCACGGGAGGUGGGAGUUACCAAGUUCUCUAGCCUCUUCCUCCUGUUCUUCCAAGGGGAGAUUCUCAUUUUCCUCAGCCCUUGUCCCUAGCUACGUUUCAGUGGACUAUGGAUAGAUGGACUGAGGCCUAAGGGGGGGAAGCUUGGUGGGGAGGCACGCAGGUACUGUGAAUAUCCCUCUGCUGUCCCCCAUUGGGAGAGGGGGUUGGGUUGGAAUGUAAGAACAGCACAAUAAACUUGUUUAGGGCGGUGGCCCCCACA